AUUCUGGAUUAUUUCUGGUACGAGUUACCAGUUACCACAAGUUACUGUUACUACAUAUAUUUUUAUUACUUACAAAAUCACAAAAAUGUCUUAGAUAAAACGAUUGUCUUGAUGUGUUUCACCAAUAUAUUUAGGACGAAAAAAACAGUUUAAACAGGGUAUUUCUUAAGGUUAUAAUAUAGUUGGAAUAAUUUUUAGUUUUCAAAUUCAUAUACUGUUAUUUUACUAAAAAUGUUUUGUUGGGGGAACGCAACACAUCACGAAUUAUGUAUUGAUGGGUCUGAAAAUCUUGAUUUGAUCAUAAAGCCAACAAUUUCGAAAUGGAAGGAGAGUGGUCAUGUACAAUCAGUAGCAGCUGGAGAGUUCCAUUCAUUAUACUUGACCAACAUUGGCCAUCUGUAUUCAUGUGGCAACAAUGAUGUUGGCCAGUUGGGGCGGCAUACAAAGGAUGAUGAUGGAAAAUAUCCAGGUUCUCUUGUAGAAACAUUUAAAGGUUGCAAUUUAUCAGCAAUAGCAUGUGGACUGCAGCAUUCAAUGGCAAUUGAUGAAUGGGGUCAACCUUUUAGUUGGGGUUCUGACAGUAUGGGCCAAUUAGGUAGUAAUCUAGGGGCACAUGCUCAAGAUAAACCUAAAAUUAUUAAAUUACUAGCUACAAAAAAUUUAAUACAGAUAGCUUGUGGUUCUUACCAUUCUAUAGCAUUGACAAAUAAUGGUGAAUUAUAUACCUGGGGUGCAAAUAGUUUUGGUCAGUGUGGUUUAGGCAUGAUGUCAAAUAAGGAAACAACACCACAACAGAUAACAUCAUUAGUUGGUGUGCCCAUUGCAUUGGUCACUUGUGGGAGUAACCAUACAUUCGUCUUAUCUAAAUCUGGAGCUGUUUAUGGGUUCGGUAAAAAUGGUCACGGUCAAUUAGGACUACAAGAUAAGGAUAACAGAUGUUAUCCUACUCAUUUGAAAUCACUACGUAAUGUUAAGGUUUGUUACAUUUCAUGUGGGGAAGACUUCACAGCGUUUUUAACGUUAGAUGGUGGAGUGUUUACAUGUGGUUCAGGGGAAUAUGGACAGACGGGGCAUGGGUCGGUCAAAGAUGAAUUGGUUCCUAGAAAAAUAAUGGAAUUAAUGGGCAGUACAGUGACGCAAAUAGCGUGCGGACGUAGGCACGUACUAUGUCGCGUGGGCGAUCGCGUACUCGCGUGCGGUUACGGCGCGCGUGGACAACUCGGCUGUCCGCAUAUGGCCUUCGCACUUGUACCCACGCCCGUGCCAUUUACUCCUAAUGAUGAAUCACCGACAGAGCCGGCUGACUCUAAUAAGUUUUCGACGCUCUUCAACGGCCCUAUACGCGUAUUUGCGGGCGGUGACCACAGUUUCCUCGUAGUCCAUAGUGAUAAAUCGAUACAGGCUGACGCACGGAUACCAGAUGCUAAGAAACAAAUACUCACACUAAAUAUACCUAAACUGGCGGCUUGCGAGGUCUUCAAGGACGACGAUGUAGUGAAUCAGGAUCUAAUGGCAUACUUAGAGACAGUUUUCGGAUCUCUAUCAUGUUUGAAUGCGUCAUUCCUGUUACAAAAUAGCGCGCAUUAUGGAUGUAAUACAAAAGUACCUGGAGUGGACAUUAAAAAGGCUGAAGAGGCUUUUAGUAUCAUCAGUCGAUUUGAAAAUACAUCUAUUAAAGAAUUGAUAUUCAGUCAUCUAACAGAGAACGUAAUAAAGGGAGUAAAGAGUUCGCCACCUGAUGCUGAAGCUUUAAGAGUUUUUCUACUCUUGCCUUUGUACCAUGAGAUGAGGAAUCCGAGGCGACAUCCGGAGUUACAAGGUCCAUUCGCCGAAGCAUUCAACAGGUUAUUAGUUCACCCUCAAAAGAUCGUUCACUUGUGGUGGGAAGCGCAAACGGCGGAGUACUUUGAGAUGCUCGUUGAUAUUUUUAAGAGUGUCAUUGUGUAUGAGUUGAUGCAGCCUGUGGUCAGGCUAAAUAAGAAAUUAAAUUUCACACACAGCAUAUUACAAAUUCUGAAUGCUCUAUCGACGCUUAAUAAAAUUAACUUCACGAAUCCAAAGAAUCCAAAAAUACCAGCGGAAUGUUUUUAUAUUGAAGACCUAAGUGGGCAUGUUAAUAUCGCUAAAGAUUACAUAAAUUGGCUCUCGGAUCAAGAUCGUCUCCGUAAAAGAUCGUACCAAUCAGCAUUUAAUUCGUUACAGUCGAAUCAGCUUCACCUCUGCAACUACGCAUUUCUAUUUGACGUACAAUGCAAGUCGUUGCUACUAAAGAUCGAUCAACAGCUGCAAAUGCAAAUGGCUAUCCACAGAGAGGUUACGCAAAUAUUCACGAGACUUUUCAUGGAUCCGACGUACGAAUAUCAUAGAGAUCAGUUUUUGCAACUGACCGUGUCGAGAAAUCAUAUUGUGAGAGACACGAUGCUGCAAAUCAGCAAUCAUGACAGCUCUCAGCUGAAGAAGCCGCUUAGAGUAGAAUUCGUAGGUGAGGAAGCUGAGGACGCUGGAGGGGUUAAGAAAGAGUUCUUCCUAUUAUUGCUGAAGGAAAUAUUUGAUCCUGUCUAUGGAAUGUUCAAACAGUCCGAGGAGACAAACAUGAUAUGGUUCUCUAACAACCCAUUCGAAGAUGAUGUCAUGUAUUAUUUAAUAGGUGCAAUAUACGGACUAGCGAUAUACAACUCGAUAAUCAUCUACGUGCCAUUUCCUCUUGUACUAUACAAGAAAUUGUUAGAUGAAUCUGUGAUAUUGGACGAUUUAUCUGACCUCUACCCAACACUGGCGAACAGUUUGAAACAUUUGCUUGAAUAUCCUGACGAAGACGUUGAAGAGGUAUUCUGUCUGUGUUUCGCCGUAAACACAGUAGUGUUUGAUCAAGUACAAGUACACCCACUGAAGGAGAAUGGAGAGAAUGUGCCCGUCACACAUGAGAAUAAGGCGGAGUAUGUUGAUUUGUAUGUCGACUUUCUUCUGAACAAGUCUGUUGAAAACCAGUUUAAGGCUUUUAAUCAAGGUUUUCAGAAGGUCUGUGGUGGCAGAAUAAUUAAACUAUUUAGAUCUCACGAAUUGAUGUCUGUAGUUAUCGGCAAUGAGGAGUAUGAUUGGGAGGUCUUUGAGAGCAACGCUGAGUAUAAGAAUGGAUACUGCGCUACGGACCAGCAAAUCAGAUGGUUUUGGGAGAUCUUCCAUGAGCUAUCGUUGGAGGAUAAGAAAAAGUUCCUACUGUUCCUUACUGGAAGUGACCGUGUGCCCAUACAAGGCAUGAAAGAUAUCAAGAUUGUAAUUCAAGCCGUUGCAGACGAUCGUUAUUUCCCAGUAGCCCAUACUUGCUUUAACCUGUUGGACCUACCUCGGUACAAAACGAAGGAACGCCUCAAAUACUACCUCGUUCAAGCCAUUCAGCAGACGCAGGGGUUCUCGCUCGUUUAAACGCAAAACGCCCGUUUAGUGACGCAAGUGGUGAUUUUGUAGGUAGUUAUGGUAAAUUAUCACGAACGCAUUUAAUACUUAAAUUUGGGCCCGUAUUCAAAUUUAAAGCAAGUCUUGAUCUAGUUAGAACAAAAAAAAUUUGCUAGCUUAACUAUUUCUUUAUUCACAAAUAUAUUAAUAUCCUGGCUUGAAUUUAACUAGAUUUUGGUUUAAGUUGAAUUUGUCAAUAUGGGCCAUAGUGAAUAUACAAUUAUUAUGAAAAUUGAAUUAUGAAUUAUAAAUAAAAACAUUUAAUUUACUAAAACGUUAUUUAGAAUAAAAAUAAUAUAUUAUUGAAUUGGAUUGCGAUUCGGGAUUUGCUUAGUUCAACAUGUUCGUAACAACUUUAUUAUUAUUACUUAAUUUGAGUCACAAGUUCUGUGUAUAUGCAUAAUACCACUUUUUACUUACGUUACUACAAAAAGCGUAAAAUACAUGCGGUUUACUAUAUAACUUACGGCUCGUAGAAAUUACGGUUCGUACUUCGGUUUUAGAACUCUAACGUUAAAAAUAAAUACACAUUAAGAAGCCGAGCCAUGAUUAAAUAAUUAAUCACGUAGACAAUUCGGUGUAACAGAACAAAACAGGUGUGAUUAUUAUAAUAAUGUCCUAAAAUAGGUCAUUGCUAUUUGGUGUCUAUUUCUAUGCAACGUAAUAAUAAUGCCAAUAAUUUUAUGUGUAAUAAUUUUAAAUAAAGUUUUGUUAAUUACGCCAUUGAGGCGUCCUUCCGUUAAAGCAUAGAGCUCUUUUAAAUUUUCAACACUAAAUUUUAUGCUUACCAUUGUAUAAUUCGAACUCAAAAAUGCUAAAGAAAUCGUUUGAAAAACAGAUUUUUACGUACGUUCGCUCGUACCGAAUUUCUAGAACGCCUCAGGGUCCAUAAAAAUUAGAUAUAGACAAUUCGAUGUAAUUAAUAUUCUAAUUUAAAAAAAAUCACCAAAAUUCGCAAGAUUAUGAAUUGUAAAGCCUAUUGCUUUGUGUUAAGGUAUUUUAUUUCACCACAAGUAAAAGUUGUAUUUCUUUUAAAUAAAUCUACCGCGACUUUAAUUUACAACGGGUACUACGUUAUAACGCUAGUUAUCGCACGAUAUGUUUAAUAUUGGGGAUGUUAUUGUUAAUAUUGCUCAUUUUAUUUCGUUGACCGCUUCAGAGGAGCUGACAUUGUAAAAGUGUGGUGCGUUUCGUAUGAUUGUGAUUGGACGAACGGGGCGAUGUAUCCGUCUGUGACAAUUGACCAACAAUCACACGAAAAGCGCCAUUUUCUAUCGUUUUAUUUUAAAGCGUUGAACGACAUAUUUUUUAUGUGGAAUUGGUAUCAUGUUAUGUAUAAGCUGUCCGGACAGUAAGUUGUUUUAUCACUAUCUGAACAAUUCUUCUGAAAAUAACUGUUCUUAUUAUCUGUGGAAAUUCAGUAUUUGACACAGUAGUGAAAACAGCUUAACACUUAUAUAAAACCUCUUAUUGGACGAAUAGCUUGGCGAAAAUUUUAACAGGUAGAUAAUACUGGUUAGCCUGUGAUAUAGUUUUAUCUGACAAUAUAACUUGCUAUGUCAUGUUGUUUAUUUUGUAUGAAUGUACAUCAUGUGCAAUGUAGACGACAUUGACCGGUUAUUGCUGAAUAUAAUUUCGAAGCAUUUAUUUAUGCAUCUAUUGUAGCUCAUUCUAUGGUGUGGUUUGAGAAAAAUAUAUUAUUUUCUUAUUA
This is a messenger RNA of Pieris napi, 5164 nucleotides long. RefSeq names its product probable E3 ubiquitin-protein ligase HERC4 (gene Herc4). Gene Ontology annotation, molecular function: ubiquitin-protein transferase activity. The coding region runs from base 232 to 3423 and encodes 1063 amino acids. The transcript has 20 exons. Lineage: Eukaryota; Metazoa; Arthropoda; Insecta; Lepidoptera; Pieridae. The record is from RefSeq and is a predicted model, not a curated record.